Molecule: messenger RNA, 3756 nt
Organism: Colletotrichum destructivum
Lineage: Eukaryota; Fungi; Ascomycota; Sordariomycetes; Glomerellales; Glomerellaceae
Product: Putative AAA+ ATPase domain, ATPase, AAA-type, core
Exons: 7
Coding region: 1-3756 (1251 amino acids)
Molecular function (GO): ATP binding; ATP hydrolysis activity
Source: RefSeq, a predicted model, not a curated record
AUGGCCACUCUUGAUGCUAAUAGCUUCCCAAAUGUCGACCACGACGGUAUUUUGCACCAAAGUAUGUCCGACAAAGGUCUUUCAGUUGCUCCCGCAGAAAUCUCCGCUGCGGCUCAAGCGUCGGUGGGCAUAGGAGACCAUAUCGAUGUGGGCGAGAAUGCCACCAAGACGAAUACGCCGCAACCCGAAACACAAAACGAACCUAUAAUGCUCAACGAGACAUACGGCGGUUCAACCACAGCUGUCGAGAUAUCGUCCAAUGACAACCCUAUUCCCCGACAAGAUGAGCUGGCUGGAAAGAGUGUCCCCUCUGAGAAAGGCGACAAGAACCCCGACCCUCCUCCACCACCUCGAGAAGAUGAGGUGGCCGGUCUGUAUCACGAAUCUCAGAGAAGUACGUCGUAUCUAAGUAUGAUGAACUGGAUUGCAUCGCCCGGCCCUGGAAGAAAUGCUGUAUUUGGCUUAUUUGAGCUUGUGCGAGGGGUUGACGAGCGACUUCAAAUCAUCGAGAAGAAAUUGCACACCAAUCAAGAGACUAUCAAAGACCCCCACAACGAAGUUAUACCGCCAGAUGAGACUGGAAGUGCCGAUCCCAACAACGUAAGAACUGAGGUCAAGUUCUUUGAAGCAGGUGUGGAGGAUUUCUACCAAGACGGCAGUCUUCAAGACAAUGCUACGGAUUAUGGGAGGUUCUCCUCCAGCAAAGACCAUCCGCAGGUGCUUCGAGUGCUGUACAACAAGCUGUCGGACCACAAGACCAUCGACAAGAUCAACCCAGACCCUGCGCAAAUUGACAUCAUCUACCUCAGCAUUCUCUCCGAACCUAUUUCGUCUUUUUUUAGGGAUGUGUUAGGUCUCGACUGCGGCCCUGGCUACAACUGCAUCCGAUUCUCCAAGCCCUUUCGCCCAUUGAUCCGAAACCUUAAACCGCUAAGAGAUCAUCUCGCGAAUCUUAGAAAAGCAUGCAGGAAUCUUGAACUGAACCAGAAACCGGAAGAAGUCACUACUGGUACCAGCGACGAAGUGCCAUCUGUUGAAGGCGACAUCGCGGCUAAAGAUGAGACCGCCGAGCCCGUUUCAACAUUUGCAGUUUCCGUAGAAGAUAUCUCUCCUGACUCACCCGAGCAACUUGAAAAGUCGUUCCGGCGGCCUUCCUCUCUUUCUCAUUUCAAGGCGAUUGUUGGAUUUGUGGAGCAAUACUUGGAUAAAUCUGUGGCGACGUACGAAAACCUCAAGUCUGGUAGGGAUGACAAGGUAGCGUUCGAAAACCUAUGGAUGCUGUUCGACGCCGGGACCACGAUAUAUUGCCCUUACAGAAACGGGGCGGAAACCUUCUACACUUAUGAGGCGCUCAGCGAGCGAACGGAUAGCAUAGCAGUCUCCCAUGACAUGACCUACACCCGCGCCAGGUCCUCACCCCAGGCGUACUGCGUUCUCGCCGCAAGGGGCGGCGUUCCUCUGAAGAAAUCGCUUAUGCCAGGCGGUAUCGAGGAAGACGAUGAGGAGAACGAUUUCUUCCAAAACAUCGACGUCUUGCUUCGAUGGGAGCAACUGGAGCUCCUCCGACAGAGAGAAUCCCCGGGGAAUCGCAAAGAUGCGGCACAGCCGGCUCUGGGACGGCAAGGAAUUGGUGGCGCGCCAAUCCGACGGACCAAGAACGCCAUGUCAGGAUUGAUCAUUGCCUGUUUCAGCAUCGAGUAUGACGGCUAUAGAUACGGUCCCCAGAGAGAGCUGUUCGAGAUCAAGCCCUACGACGGCUUGAAAGAUGUACGCAGCAUGGAAAUCUUUCCAGUGAAGUACUUGAACGAUUCAGAGAUGGGUCGUCUCCUUCAAAGAGGCAGAAAGUUUGUCGACCUCGCAAACAACGCCCAUAUGUCUUAUGAAGGCACCACCGCCGGCAAAGCCCGCGAGACGAUCAACUCCGAUGUUAUCGUUGACUUCAAAAUUGCGUUUGAACAGGGUACCGACCUUCCUGACGUUUCCGAAAUUAAACCCAUCAUUUCGAAUGAGAUCCAAGACCACUGGCCAGUGAUUCCCAGUAGAGGACAGGUGGAAGUUCACGACUGGUACGAGCAUGAUGCAGUGGAAGGCGAUGAGGUUGUCAUCCAUCGUUGGUGCUACGAAAUGUCUUGUCAAAAGCCAACGUAUUACGCCCAUCAGGAUGCGCAAGGUCAGAAAGUUCUAAGAAAGCUAUGGCUGUUAUUCGACAGCCAUGCGUCACCAAGCGCGCAGACAAGGAGGGCCCGGGAAGAGCUCAAGUUAUAUCUUGAGGAAAGCAACCUCAUGGGACUUUUCCCCGGAGUCGUUCCCGGAUACGCCCUGCGAAACCGCAAAUGGGGUACGUCAGAACCAAUAAAGAUACACACCUCCCCAAGGAUAUUUCUUGUUCGAAGCCGGGCUGACCUGUUCAUUUCCUCAGUUCAACUGGACUUGGACCGACUUCAGGUCAUUCACCACGGCGACGAAUGGAACAAUCUCGUUUUGCCGAAAGGCCACAGAGAGAUGGUGCAGGCCAUGGUUGAGUCGUACACCAAAAGGUCAGACGGGUCCCAGCCGACACAUAACGAAGUUCCUGACAAGAUCGAUUUGGAUCUUGUUCGAGGAAAAGGCAAAGGAUGCAUCAUUUUGCUCCACGGUGCUCCCGGAGUCGGAAAGACUUCCACUGCUGAAUGCGUAGCGGCGUACACUAAACGGCCCUUGUACCCGAUUACCUGUGGUGACAUUGGGCACCUGCCGGAGGUUGUUGAAGCAAAUUUGGAGAAGCACUUCAAAUUAGCCCACAAGUGGGCUUGUGUUUUGCUUCUAGACGAAGCAGAUGUGUUUCUUGCGAAGAGAACUAAAACCGAUGUGAAACGGAAUGGACUCGUGUCGGGUAGGUCAAAGAAGAUCAAGUGCCGUGUCUUGUCGGACAUGCUGACAAUGGGCCUAGUUUUCCUCCGCAUUCUGGAAUAUUACCCGGGGAUCCUAUUCCUGACAACCAACCGGGUUGGCGCCAUCGAUGACGCAUUCCGCUCGCGACUUCAUCUCACGCUGUACUAUCCGAAGCUUGUGGAGAAGCAAAGCAUCAAGAUCUGGAAGAACAACAUCAAGAAGUUGAAAGAGGUCAACGAGCAUCGGGUCAGCAGAGGCCAGCUGCCCAUCAAGUACGACAAGAACGAGAUCAUCAAGUGGGUCAAGCUCAACUGGGAGAACCUCCAAUGGAACGGGCGUCAAAUCAGGAACGCAUUCCAGACCGCGAUUGCGUUGGCGGAAUUCAAGGCCCAGUCCCGGAAGUCCAGCAAGCGAACAAGCCAGGACCCUCCGUCACCAGAUCCCAAGAGCUCCAAGCCACCUGUUUUGAACCAGGACACUUUCCUCUUGAUUGCAGAGGCCUCGAACCAGUUCAAUGACUACCUCCUACAGACGCACGGUCAGGAUGAGGAGACGACCGCUUCCAGAGACCAGAUGAGGCCGGCCAACUUCAAGAUGAAGCCGACGAGAAUCAAGAGGGUGGAAUCUUCCGAGUCAGACACGAACAGCGAUUCGAGCAGCCAUUCAGACUCUGGUACUGAGUCGGACGAGAGUGAUGUUGCGGGGUCCUCUGAUUCCGACUCGGAAACGGAAAAGAAAACUAAAAAAGCUAAGAAGAUGAAGAAAGGAAAGAAGGCGAAAGCAAAUAAGAGCAAAGACAAAGCCGAAAGGGACAAGGAGGACGGGGCAUCGUUAGAAGAAGAAGGAGAAAAGAAAAAGAAGAGGAAGAAGAAAUCAGUGGAUUGA